CUUCACGAGCCAACGGCGGCUGUUGUUAUCGUAAUAGAUGUUUACUGUUGGCAGUGUUAAUAUUGGUAUGUACGAGACUGAUAGUAAUAAUUAUAUAGGUUUAGCAUAAUUUCUUUUAGACAUGAAAUGUAAAAAGUGAGGGUAGAACAAAUAAUAUGGAGCCACACGAUGAUGAACUGGAAAACGACGCUACUCGUUUCAUGAAAGAUUUGAGUUUAUUUGAAGUGCCUUCCAAUGAUUAUUUUGAUUUUUCUUCUACCGUACCGAAGAAGUCGGAUACAUCGGCAAAUGAGGAGUUUGAAAAAAAAAGAGAAAUAUACGCAAAUCUGGACGUAUUUAGUCGUCCUCAUCUGUCGUGCCAGACUGCGACAGGAGAAAAACUUGUAGAAUCUACUUAUGGGAAAAUAUUAUCUCAAGCAGUUGACGCAAAACCUCAGGUUGGAUCCCAGAAUGGGACAGGAGGAUCUCUGUACCGUGGCCUUGGACCCGUAAAGUCGGGGGCAACCUCCUGCACAUCUGCCGUUGAAAAGCCUGUUUAUGGCGCGGGAGUCACAGAGACGCUAGGGAGUCCUUCAAAAAGGUUUGUGCCUCCUCAGGGGCAAGGGGUUACUAGUAACAAGUCAGGAGGGCCACGAUGUCUAGGUGCUAUAGAAAGUUUUGCUGUUGGAUCAAGCACAAAGGUAAAAGAACCUCCUGUAUAUACCAAAAUUGAUCGUGCUAGUGUAAUAGCAGCAUCCCGAACAGCUACACCCAAACAACCAAUUCCAACAACUGUUGUGGGUGGCCAAACAACUGAAAAUGGAACUUCAGGCAUUGUUAUUUCAAGUGGAUAUUCCCAGGGUUCUCGAGCAUUACCUGCAGUUCCAGGAUCCAUUGGGGUCGCUGGUGAGCUUCCUUCUGCCAAGGUACACUCGCAAAUAACACCAGCUGUUAGAGGACCAGACUCAACGCAUUCAAGUCCAUGCAGUAGCCUUAGUUCUUCUAGUAGAGAGUCACAACAUUCCAAUUCUCCACGUGCAAGUUUUGCAAGCCCCAUCUAUGAAAAUGUGCAAAAUUUGCAUGUGAACCAAUCUGUGAUUUCUUCAUAUGGUGAUUCCUUAUCAACUGGAGGAGGUGAAAUACCACAUCAAAAUAUGCAGACAUCCAGAAGUCUGGUCACUCAGUUAUCACCCAAGAAUUCCACAUCUUUAACAAGUGUAUUGCAUUCAAAGCCAGCAACAGUGGAAACUUCACUGUUAGGUGGAUAUACACAUUCCAGUGCUGGAGACUAUCCAAUAUAUGCUAAUUUACAGAAAAUUAGAGAUGAAGGUCAUUUUUCUGGUAGUGGAAUUAACAGAAAUAAUGGUUCCAAUUUAUUAAAGUCUGAAAAGUUAUUGAGAGAUAUUGAAGCUUUGGACUCCCACAGAGUUGAAGCAAAAUCGGACUCAUUUAAUCUGAGCCAAAUUCAUUCGAUUAUGGCACCUAAAGCAGCAUCUUAUACUUUGGCUUCCUCCUUUGCAACAAAUCGUAAUUUUCCACCUCCUGAAUAUGGGACUGUCCUUUCUCAGUUUCCUGCUGGUACACCUGAGACUUAUUCUAAUGUUAAGAGUGUUUUAUUGGGCACAAGUACCAGUCACAUCUCUGCACCAUCUAUGUCUCAGUCAACAAGUCUGAAUACCUCACACUUACCAAUGAGUUCUCAAGUGUUGAGGAACCUAGAACGUGCUCCACCACCUUAUGCGAGUUCUGCUGGAGCUCCAUUGGAUACACAAAGUUCUAUUCCACCAAAGUCAAUCUUGUGUGGUUCUGGCCCUGGUAAUGCAACAGUAGCCUCAGAUUACUCUAGAAAUCCUAGAGUAUCUUUGAACUAUCCUUCUCCCUACCUGAAUACCCCACCAGAACCAGCUCCUCUUCCAUCGCAGCAUGACCUUUCACCCCCACCUCCUGCUCCACCUCCUGGACGGUCAACACAGAGCCUAGGACUUAACUCUCAAUCAGAACCAUCUAGAAUGGCACAGCAACCACCACAGGUAGCCCCAAUGGCACAUCACACAAUUAGUCGUAAUGAUCUUCCCCCACCCCCUCCUUAUCCUGGAAUAGGGCAUAGGCCUAACACACUUAAUGCAAAAACAUUUUUACCAUACAAUGUGACUCCCCCACGACCAAAAGGCCCCACUGAAGCAGAAAAGAAACUUGAAGCCUUGACAAAACAACUUGAAGAUGAAAUGGAAAAUAACCCAGAAGGAGAAUUCUUUGGGUAUUGCCAUACAUGUGGGGAGAAGGUGACGGGAGCUGGCCAGGCAUGUCAGGCUAUGGGAAAUUUAUACCACACCAAUUGUUUCAUAUGUUGUUCUUGUGGCCGAGCUUUAAGAGGCAAAGCUUUCUAUAAUGUUCAUGGCAAGGUCUACUGUGAGGAGGACUACUUGUAUUCAGGCUUUCAACAGACAGCUGAAAAAUGUGCAGUUUGUGAUCACCUUAUAAUGGAACUGAUUCUACAAGCGAUGGGGAAGUCGUACCAUCCUGGUUGUUUUCGUUGUUGUGUCUGCAAUGAGUGUCUGGAUGGUGUUCCAUUCACCAUUGAUCCUAAUAACAAAAUUUACUGUGUUAAUGACUAUCACAAAAUCUUUGCCCCAAAGUGUGCAGCCUGUGGAAAGGCUAUAACCCCGGUUGAGGUACUGACAGAUCUUUCUCUAGUCUGUUUCUAAUUAACCU
Molecule: messenger RNA, 2691 nt
Organism: Limulus polyphemus (Atlantic horseshoe crab)
Lineage: Eukaryota; Metazoa; Arthropoda; Merostomata; Xiphosura; Limulidae
Product: flocculation protein FLO11-like
Exons: 6
Coding region: 156-2684 (842 amino acids)
Biological process (GO): response to hypoxia; cytoskeleton organization; negative regulation of hippo signaling
Cellular component (GO): P-body; adherens junction; nucleus
Molecular function (GO): transcription corepressor activity
Source: RefSeq, a predicted model, not a curated record